Molecule: messenger RNA, 1713 nt
Organism: Panicum hallii
Lineage: Eukaryota; Viridiplantae; Streptophyta; Magnoliopsida; Poales; Poaceae
Product: protein TANC2-like
Exons: 15
Coding region: 1-1713 (570 amino acids)
Molecular function (GO): protein binding
Source: RefSeq, a predicted model, not a curated record
AUGGCAGUGCCCUUUAUCAACCGCCGUUCCUCCGGCAACAGCACCUAUGUGCGUGCAGAUGAGGGCGCGCUGUUCAGCGCCACCAUGAAUAACGACCUCGGUCGGCUCAAAGGCAUAGUGGAGACUCUCGGCGAAAUAAGUGGCGGCCGAGCAUCAGUUCUUUCUCUUAAGAUGCAUGGCUAUGGGGUGCUCCACUGUGUAGCAUCCUAUGGCCAUCUAGAGGUCUCAAAGUACUUGGUGGAGGAACUUGGGGGUGAUGCAAAUAUGACUGGAGCUGAUGGUGUGACGCCAUUCAUGGCCUCUGCUCAGUCUGGUGAUCUUUCUACUGUGAAGUAUUUUCUUGAUCAUGGCGGUGAUCUGAUAAAAGCAGAUGAAAAAGGAGGGACAGUUCUACACCAUGCUGCAUUCACUGGAAGCUCAAAGGUAACUGAGUUCCUGCUUUCAAAAGGAAUAGCUGUUGACAUAGACUAUGGUCAUGGGACACCACUCUACGAGGCUGCUAUCAAUGAGCAGGACGAGAUUGUGAAGAUUUUGUUGGAUCACCACGCAAAUCCAAACAUCAUAUUUGGUGGCAUCCACACUCCACUGUUGGGUGCUCUUCUCAAUCAUUCAUUGACGUGCAUGAAGCUACUGGUUGAGGCUGGUGUGGAUGUUUAUAACGAAGGCUCCUAUGCAUCACCUCUAGUGGUUGCUAUAGGGAAGGGAGGUUAUACAAACAAAAUCCGGUUACUGUUAAAGGCUGGAGCAGACCCUAAUAUUCCAGAUGAUUUGGGUAGGUUACCAGUGGAGCUUGCUGCAUUGAAGGAUUGCAUGGAAGAAGUUGAACUGUUGUUCCCCUUGACUUCACCAAUUCCAGGUGUCCCAAACUGGAGUGUUGAUGGAGUAAUCUCUCAUGCAAAAUUGAAAAAUGCAAAGCCAUUGGAGGAACGACAGAUUGCAAGGCGGAAAGCUAUGCUCAAGUCACUGGCAAGUAACGCAUUCAAGCAGAAGGACUAUGACGCGGCAUCAAAAUUUAUGGCCAUAGAUCAUGAACCAGAUGCGACACUAUAUUCAAACAGGAGCCUCUGCAGACUACGGAUGGGUGACGGCGAAGGUGCGCUGUCAGAUGCUUACAUUUGCAGGUUGAUGCGACCUGACUGGGCGAAAGCUUGCUACCGUCAGGCUGCGGCUCACACGCUACUCGGGGAGAACAGCCAAGCCUGCAUUGCUCUCCUGGAUGCGCAGAAGUUGGAUCCUGGAAAUGAAGAGAUCGAGAGAGAAUUAAGGAAGGCUAUGGCAUUAAGGGAUGCCUCUCGUGAUGGAGAUCAGCAGGGAAGCGGGCCGUCUGACUUCGACCAGCAUGUCUGCCAAAAAGAGAUGUACCUGGUGGCAAGCGCCGUCGCCGACGAGGGGAAGGAGCGCGGGGGCAGCCGCUCCGGCGGGCUCCUCGCGCUGGCCGCCGACGCCGCCGUCUGCUGCUACCAGGCCGCGCUGUGGGCGUGCGGCGCCGCCGCCGCCGCCGCCAUCGCGGUGCGCCGGGCCUGCGGCUUGGACUCCCGCGCCGCGGCUGUCGCGGAGGCGAACUUCAUGGCGUCCGUUCUCGCGAUGGCCCUGCUCCACUUCGCCUCCCUGGUGCUGUUCCCCUGGUCCCCUGAGAGCCGCAUGGCCGAGGCCGGAGAGUAUUUUGCGUUCAAUGAAGAAUAUGCAGUGGGAAAGUCUUGCCAGAAAAUUUAG